GCCCCGCCGCAGCCGUGGCUGGAGCGGCUGCUGGCCCGCGGCUGCCGGCUGGCUGCGGAUGGACGCCUCCGGCUCCCCCGGCACACCCGCCCCCUGGCGCUAGCCCGGCGUGCGCUGGCCGCCAGGGGCCACCUCGGCGAGCGUGGCAGGCAGCUCUUUGACCUGGCACUGGGAGAGGCCGCAGCGGCUGGCGCAAUGCUGCAGUAA
This is a messenger RNA of Monoraphidium neglectum, 207 nucleotides long. RefSeq lists its product as hypothetical. The transcript has a single exon. NCBI's taxonomy places the organism in Eukaryota, Viridiplantae, Chlorophyta, Chlorophyceae, Sphaeropleales, Selenastraceae. The record is from RefSeq and is a predicted model, not a curated record. The annotation marks the transcript as partial.